Molecule: messenger RNA, 3921 nt
Organism: Struthio camelus australis
Lineage: Eukaryota; Metazoa; Chordata; Aves; Struthioniformes; Struthionidae
Gene: PDZK1
Product: PDZ domain containing 1
Biological process (GO): protein localization to plasma membrane
Cellular component (GO): apical plasma membrane
Molecular function (GO): signaling receptor binding; protein-membrane adaptor activity
Source: RefSeq, a predicted model, not a curated record
UCAUUGCGCUCAGCUGCAAAACAGAGAAGGAAAAUCACCGUGGCUCAAUGUCCCUUGUCAUACAAUCUUUGUUUCACCUGUCUGAAGAAUCACACGCCACUGUAGGCAGGGUCUGACUACAUUUGUCUAGUGCUUACAGCACGGAGGUUCACUUUCCUGGACUCCUAGAUUGAAUACUGUACAAAGAGGAACAGUCACAACAAGCCUACAAAUCCACUUAAGGGUAAGUAGAUUACAGUCAUGCAUUUGUAACACUGAUGACUGUUCUGUUGCAGAACAGCAUUCAGGUUAUGCGUAUUUCUAUCACCUUUCCUUUGAAUUAAAGAGGUAGAGGAGACAGCCAUGGCAAACACGGGUAUUACUUCUAAUAAUCCAAUUCCACAGCAAAUUCAUGAGGGCAAUCAGACCCUUCAAAACUUUCCAAAGUUGAAUGAGACUUUAGAACAGGAAACUUCAUACUCUCAAAUCACUGCGCAUACUGGAAUACCAAGAUCUACAAUCUGGAGACUUCCCCUCACAUCAGAAACACCAUUAGUUCAGUUCAUGUCUGCCAGCAUAUCUUGCAGAUGCUUAUAUCAAGUGGAUAAGGUAUGUCCCAGAUCCGCUCCCUUUAAGAUGUUUCUUAUAGCUGGAGAAGAUUCUUGCCCAGAGCAAAGAUCAGGCUUGGCUCGGUUCAGCUCGUCUGCUUUUGACUAUGAUCAUCAGCAGAGCAGAAUUCAAAGCUACUGAGGAGAGCAUGUGAUUUGUACUUCUGCAGGCAAGGGCAAGGCAGCUUAUCAAGAAGACGAACGUAUUCAGUGAAACUUGGUUAAAUAAAUCAUCUUUUAAAUCAACCUUUGCCCAAUCAACCUUUGUCCAGCCCUACCUAUAGGUACUGCCACGAGAGGGACAGCAAAAGAGAAUUCCUGCGAAGGCUGCUGCACACAGACACACAGCUCCUCUCCAGAACAGAAUCAAAAGGAGUUUUAAUUAGGAUUCUGAGGCAGAAGAAAAUACAGACAGCUCCGAGAACUUCAACUUACCAAGAUGACUUCUGCUCUCCAGCCCCGAGAAUGUAAAGUGACCAAAAAACCCCACAAGAACUACGGAUUCUACCUGCGUAUUGAGAAAGACACGGCAGGGCAUCUCAUCCGGAACGUGGAAAAGCACAGUUCGGCUGAAAAGGCUGGCUUGAAGGACGGAGACAGAGUCCUCAGGGUUAAUGGUGUAUUUGUAGACAAGGAAGAACACCCACAGGUGGUGGAGAUAAUCAAGAGCAGCGGAAAUUCUGUUGUAUUCCUUGUUCUGGAUGAAGCUUCCUAUCUAAAGGCAAGAAAGGAGGGAGUGAACUUGGAAGAGUUAGGCCAAAAGGCGUCAACAGAACAGCAAAAGGAGCAGCAGGAAAAACAGUUCCCACCGCUCAGGGCCAAUGGAGCGAUCGCUGCAGCUCCGCAACCCCGGCUCUGCUACCUGGUUAAGGAAGGGAAUAGCUACGGCUUCUCCUUGAAAACCACAGAAGGUCAGAAGGGGCUGUUCAUAGUAGAGAUAUCAUCAGAAGGAGCAGCUGCAAAGGCUGGUGCCCAAAACGAUGAUCGUCUGAUUGAAAUCAAUGGAAAAAAUGUGGAAAAUGACACACACGAGGAGGUAGUAGAAAAGGUAAAGAAGUCUGGAAAUCAUGUUAUGUUUCUACUUUCCAACGAAGAAACGGACCAAUAUUACAGAAGUCACAAGAUGGUACUAAGCAAAGAGAGUGCCAGCCUAAAAUUGCUUCCCCUCACACCACGACUCAUUGAGCUCCAGAAAGGAACAAGUUAUGGCUUUUAUCUACGAAUGGAACAAAGUACUGGUGAUCAUGUAAUCAAGGACGUUGAAUCUGGGAGUGCAGCAGCCAAGGCAGGUCUCAAAGACAAUGAUAUCUUAGUGGCUAUCAACGGUGAACAAGUGGAGGCUCUGGACCAUAAACAAGUAGUGGAAAAGAUUAAGCAGUCAGAGGAAAAAAUCACACUGUUGGUAGUGGAUAAGGAGACUGACACCAUGUAUAAACUGGCUCAAAUCUCCCCCUGUUUGUACUACCACAAAGUACAAGAUCCAUCUCCAGCUAAAAUGGAGGAAAGAGCAGAGCUGCACACUGAGCAGGAAGUGAACAACAAGCCAAGAAUCUGCAAGAUGGUGAAAGGGCCUAGUGGAUUUGGCUUCACUGUGAAUAUGAUCAAGAACAAACCUGGACUGUUCAUCAGUGAGAUACAAAAUGGUGGGCCAGCUGAUGCAGCUGGUCUAAAAGACAAUGACUUUUUGGUGGAAGUGAACGGGGUGAAUGUGUUGAAUGAGCCCUAUGAAAAGGUAGUGACAAGAGUGCAGGAUAGUGGUGAUGAACUAACACUGCUGGUGUGCAGCAAAGAUGCUUACGAAUACGUUCAGCAUCAGAAGAUUCACACUACAGCCUCUACAGCAGAUCCAUUCUGCAAUGCCUUUGAACCUCCCGCUUAUACAGAAAACCCACCAGCAGAGCCAGAGAAAACCUCAUCAGAGCCAAGAGAAAGGGCAAGCUCCUCAUGCUCUUCACAGCCACUUGCAUCACCAACAGCAGACAGUGACAACAGUGAUGACACACCAUUGUGAGAAGACAAACUACACCAAGAACAAAUAAGUCUCUGAAAUCCCUUUACUUCAAUCGUUCUUUGCUACUACGUGUCUCAGAACGAGACUAUUUCUAGGAAUGACAUACCCGAAAGGGAGUACAAUCUCUUGCUGAAAUGCAACUGCCUGAAAUAGAUACUUCGAUGUAAUUUGUAGUCAUUUCACACACCGCAAUUGUACUUCAUUGGCUUUCUGCCUCAUAAAGUGGGUGGUUAGUCACUUCUUUCUGUAAAAGCUUAAGUGACUAGAGGUAUAUGCUUAAGUAUGCUGCAGCGGAGGGAGGAACCAUGUUCCAAAAAGCCAUGAGUGUUUUAGCCUUUUAAAGACAAGCUCUUAAAUAUAGAGAAACUGAUCUUUUCCUGUCUCCCAGGAGAGGCAGUUUCCUAAUCAAAGCUCAACAGUCACCACAGAGAUUGAGUUGAUAUGUGCUGUAUUUACUGCAGUACAACUGCUGUGAUAUGUCAUAAGCCAAUGCACUAUGUGCGUUACACUCCUUUCCCUUACUAACACUGUAGAGGUUUUCGGGUUUUUUUUUCCCCAAGCGUUACGCUAACUUCGUAAUUCACAACUCAAAACCUUUAAGCACUAUUCUCUCUCCUCUGCUUAUAGUUGUGGAUCACAGUAGUUAGAAUAGUGUAUGUAAUUCAGAGUCAUGCAACUUUGCCUGACUCCAAACCAACCACGUUGUCUUGAAUGCGACAUAAAUGGCUCUGUAAUACUGCUACUGUAUGCUUUGCCUCCUUGCUGUACACCAAAGACAAUGUUGAAAUAAAUCACUGAGAGUGGCUAUUUCUUUUUCCCAGGUCUUACCCUUGCCACCUAUGAUUUAUGUUCCAGAACAAUUUUAAAACAAAGAAAGCCAAGGAGAGUGGCUAUAGGAAGCUACAAGUUCAAGUCACUUGAGUAAAAUUUACUUUUAUGCUUUGACUUAUGUCGAGAAAGGGAUACAGGCUACUGUAGAAGAAUACACAGGUUGUGGGGAAUACUGAUUUUACAGCAUAUCAAGUAAACAAGGAAUAGCUGUCAUCUCUGAUCUUUAUACUGAACUCUAGCAAACAGUAAUUCAAAGCCUCAAUUCCAUUUAUACAGGGAGAGGAAAUAAGUUGAGAUUCAGCAACAGAAGGCUGAGCUCCAGCUCAUAAGGACAAGAGAUAUUAGUGAUGCACACAUCUCUCUCCAACUUCUCUUUCCUUUCUCUCCAUCCAGGCAGUAAAUCCUGCCAGUAAAUCCAUUUUCUAUCUCACUUCCAGCCAAACCUUUGGGGUUGACAUGAAAUAAUUGUGAUGCUCAAGAGAUAUUAUUAUA